AUGGCUUCGCCCGUUUUCCCCAUCGUAUUCUAUACGUUCACAGACAUCUAUGUAAAGCUCACGGAAGACACUCUGCACGGCGUCGAUGAGGCGAAGCUGGGUGCCUUGCUGAUUGACCUCUUCCCGUUCUUGGCCUACCUUCUGCACUGGUUGCCUGGAUGUUCGUCGCUCACAGCCACAGCACGACAUUGGCGGCCUGCCACCAGGAAAGUGCACAACUAUCCAUUUGAUGAUGUGUGGAAGCAAGUGGAAGCAGGGAUCGCUCAACCGUCUUUCCUCUCUUCACAUCUGGAGCAAUUCAAUCUGGAAGAUGCCAAGGAGUAUGAUAUGAAACUAUUAGAUGGCAUCCAUCCUGUCGCCCCUCAGGGCAUCGCUCACCGGACCACUGACGACGAUGUUUACAACGGGAUGUUUAUUCCGAAAGGUUCGGUGAUAAUUCCGAACAUAAUGGCGAUGAGUCGUGAUGAGAUGAUAUACAAAGACUCGGAGGCCUUCAAUCCCGAGCAUUUCCUUAGCGCCUCCAAAGGCCCCGGCGAGCCGUAUCUGGGUGCCAUUUUCAGUUUUGGUCGGCGAAUCUGCCCAGGGAGGCACUUCGCUGAAAAUGGUGUAUGGAUCAUCAUUGCCACCAUCCUCGCGAGCUUUGAUAUCUGCAAGGCUAUUGGCAAGAAUGGGAAGGCCGUGGAGCCAGAUGUAGCAUUCACAAUGGACAGGCUAGCAAGUCAUCCGGAAUCUUUUGAAUGUGUCUUUCGACCGCGCUCGGAGAUGGCGAAGAAGCUCAUUAUGCAGCAGUCUACCUCAGAUGAACUUUGA
Molecule: messenger RNA, 810 nt
Organism: Sparassis crispa
Lineage: Eukaryota; Fungi; Basidiomycota; Agaricomycetes; Polyporales; Sparassidaceae
Exons: 9
Coding region: 1-810 (269 amino acids)
Molecular function (GO): oxidoreductase activity, acting on paired donors, with incorporation or reduction of molecular oxygen; iron ion binding; monooxygenase activity
Source: RefSeq, a predicted model, not a curated record